AUGAGUUAUUAUAAUACGACCUCUGGAGGUGGAGGCGAUUAUGGGGGCAAUUCAUUUGCUUCUUUGCUGGCCAAUGCUGCUCAAAAUAAACAGCAACAAUUUGAUACAUCAAGUCCUUCAGUGAUGGGAUCUGUUCAAGUACAGCAAUCCCCACGAUACUCACCUAAUUCUGCAUUUAUGUCUUUACCAUCAUCAACGUCAUCUUCCGGAUACCAGUCGCAAGCCGGCUUUUCUUCCCCGGAAAGUUCUCUUUCAUCGCUGUACACCACAAGCAGGGCUCGUUUCAUGUGCUCUAAGGGCUUUGAGCUUGAGGAUGAUAUUGAAUUUUGCCCUAAGAUUGUGGAUCUUGAGACUUUAGGUGCUUCCCAUGACACUGCCAAUAAUUCAACACAUUCCCCUCAGGAAAAGCCCCAUACUUUUGCGGAUAGCUCGUUUAAUCGAACAUAUUGUGCUUCCAAAAUCAGUGCCACUUCGGAAACCACUUCUGCAAACGUUAGCACACCAAGAAUUAGAAAACCUUUGGAGAUUGUGGAUCCUCAUACUGGAAUGAAACUCGAAUCUUCAAAAUUCUCACCUCAUUCCACCAAAUGA
Messenger RNA from Brettanomyces bruxellensis, 591 nucleotides. RefSeq lists its product as uncharacterized. The record is from RefSeq and is a predicted model, not a curated record. The transcript has a single exon. Bases 1 to 591 code for a protein of 196 amino acids. Lineage: Eukaryota; Fungi; Ascomycota; Pichiomycetes; Pichiales; Pichiaceae.